This is a messenger RNA of Bradysia coprophila, 993 nucleotides long. It is a transcript of the gene Pstk, whose product is annotated as Phosphoseryl tRNA kinase. Lineage: Eukaryota; Metazoa; Arthropoda; Insecta; Diptera; Sciaridae. Gene Ontology annotation, molecular function: tRNA binding; kinase activity. The record is from RefSeq and is a predicted model, not a curated record.
UGAAUUGAGGAAUUAUAAGUUAUUGUAGGCUGAGAACAUGUUGACUAAUAUUUGUGUAAACACUUUGACUGGACUUCCUGCAUCGGGCAAAUCGACAUUCUGCCAAAAGAUCCAGCGUGAAGCGCAAACAUUUAAUGUCAUUCACAUUUGUUACGAUGAUUUUAUUCGACUGCCCACCACUGAUGAUUCACCAGCUCAGUCACACUACUUUCAAUCAAAACAGUACAAAAAGCACCGUUUCUCGUUGCUGUGGUUGAUCCAACAGCUGAUCGAUGACAUCAAACAAAAUACCGAUUUCAGCAAGUUCCAACUGGCCAUACUCACCGACUUUCCUCAUGUUAAAUUAAAUGUAACAUUCGAAUCCAGUAAAAAGCUCUAUCUGCUGCUCAUCGACGAUACAAUGCAUUACAAGAGUAUGAGAAAGGAGGUACGAACGCUAGCACGAGACAAUGAACUCGGCUAUUUCGUCACCUAUUUUCAUUCAACACUUGACGGUGCUAUAGAACGAAAUCGAGGUCGUACAUUUACGGUUGAUGAAAAUCAUCUAAAGCGAAUGCAUGCCAUCAUAGAAGGACCAACGGAUGAGGACGGUCAAAUCAUUCGCGUGAAUGUAGACGAUGACGAAGAGAUCGCCACAAAUUUUGUCGAAUCGUUUGCGUUGGAUUGUAUCAAAACUCCGUUAAAAUCAUUGCAAUUGGUUAGCGAACCGGUUGUGGAACAGACAAUCAUUCAUAAAGUGGAUUUGGUUUUGCGACAGUGUGUCCAUCGGAAAAUGAGACUAUGCAAAGAAACGAACCGCACCGGGGAUUUAAGAAAAAUAGCGGAAGCGCUCUGUGCUAAACGGUCUUUUGUUUUGAGGGAAAUAAAAUUGGGCCGGAUAGAUCUACCAGAUAAUUUGGACGAUUUGAGCAAUUUAAUUGAUUAAAAGAAGGAAGGUUCAGUCAAAAUGUGUUUAAAUGUUGGAUGGACGAAUUAAAUCAAAGUUUCUCUGAA